AUGUUCAAAAGUGCAACUCGCUGGCGUUUGGGAUCCAUCCUAACCACAAUCCAAAAAAUCCUCAAAAAAAGCAACAUUAAGAAAUCUAGUAGCGACAUCCACGUCAACUCUACAAAUGAGAAUACUUAUCUUUUAACAUUGACGAUAUCGCCGGGAAUUUUGAAGCUUUACGAUGGACAACGGAAGCUUAUUGAGGAUGGCGUAAAGUCAUCAUUCAAUUUUCCUGGGGAGUACUACUUCGAAGGAUAUUAUAAAAUUGGUUGGAUUAAAAACAAAGUCGAGUUAUGGUUAUGGGAAAUACAAAUCAUGAGUCUUCAACUUCCUAGCUCGCAGUAUAUCUCUUUUAUAGAUAAGCAAAACGGUGUGCAUGUACAGGUAAGAGGUCUGCAGUACAGGAUUGGUUUUCGAGCCAGGCUGAAAACAUUGGCAAUCUCCGCAUCGGAAAGAUUUGAAGUCUAUUCGAGCUCGGCAUCAACGGAUAUCGAUUUAACCUGGACAGAUUUCGCUAUUCGCGCAUCGAUAAAAAUAAAUUCAGCACCAACUGUCAAGUUUCCAAAUAAAUUGUAUUGGAAGGUUAUGGAGCCGAUUGUCAAGGCCUUUUUCAUGGGUAAGGCCGUAAAAAUGGCAGAACAGAAUGCAGACGAACUGGUGAGCGAGGCAGUAGAAGUACUUUUGAAUCCUAUUCUACAAAAACUGAAAAACAGCGCCAAAGCCGCCAUCGACUUUGACAGAAUGGCUGCUUUGCAAUGGAGUGUGCAGAACCAAUAUGUGCGCGUCGCCUUAAAACCGAAAAGUGCGAAAGCCCUCCCGCCACUGAUGCCAUGCAGCAAGAUGUUCUGUGUUGAUAUCAAUUUGCGCAACAUGCUGUUAGCAGCUCUAAACCCAGCACAGAAGAAUAUGGUCACCGCCAAUGAUAUUGAGACUGCCAACGGGAUAGGAUUUACUUGUUUGAAACCAGGCUUUACCUGUGACGGAAAUCACUGCCAAUUCUUCUCCGAUGUGGUGGUGUCACAAACAAUAAGCACCCUUGACGAUUGGUAUAACUGUUUAUUGUUUGAGUAACCGUGAUAAAUUCUGCAAGCAUCUUUAUACAAGGCCAAAGAAAGUUGCUUUUUAACGUAUUCAUGUUAUCUCGACUGAAAAAUAAAGUUAGCAUGCAGCGUAAAUGAUGCAAACAAGA
Cylicocyclus nassatus is the source of this 1180-nucleotide messenger RNA. The record is from the annotation of a GenBank genome assembly. NCBI's taxonomy places the organism in Eukaryota, Metazoa, Nematoda, Chromadorea, Rhabditida, Strongylidae.